Solanum dulcamara is the source of this 2631-nucleotide messenger RNA. RefSeq names its product casein kinase 1-like protein 10. The record is from RefSeq and is a predicted model, not a curated record. Gene Ontology annotation, biological process: endocytosis; signal transduction; peptidyl-serine phosphorylation. Gene Ontology annotation, cellular component: nucleus; cytoplasm. The transcript has 14 exons. Gene Ontology annotation, molecular function: protein serine/threonine kinase activity; ATP binding. Bases 498 to 1919 code for a protein of 473 amino acids. Lineage: Eukaryota; Viridiplantae; Streptophyta; Magnoliopsida; Solanales; Solanaceae.
UUCUUAACGAGUCUGCCAUAAAUAAAGAAUGAUUUGGAAGCGUAAUAAAGCCUUAUGGCCGUAGCACCCCGCAUCUCAACUCAACGUCAUCUUCUCUCCUUCCCUUCUUCUUCUUACCCAAAAUCCCUUCUCGUCUUAAAGAAUCAAUUCCCUCUCCAAUUUCCUCCUCUCUCUCCUUUCUCAUAUCUACCAUUUUCUUCGCACAUCCAGUUUUACCUACUGCAAAACCCACAAAUAUUUCUAUAUUCAUCUUAUCCUUCUCAGAUUCUUUUUUUUUUGGUUAAAUUAUUCUCUUAUUUUUUUAAUCAGAAAAUACGUGUUUGCAAGUAUUCCCGUAUGUACAACUGAUAUUGGGUAUUUGAGUUCUUGAACAACUUUUCCUUCCCAAAAAAGAGUCAUUUUUGGGUGAUAAUUGAUUUUACCGGAUCUGGGACUACUAUUCGCAUUGUAUAUUUAAUCCUUUUGAUGAAGGGGUAACUGUUGUUACGAAUUCAACUAUGGAUUCUGUCAUUGGUGGUAAGUAUAAGCUGGGUCGAAAGAUCGGCAGUGGAUCUUUCGGGGAGCUUUAUUUAGGUGUGAAUAUACAAAGUGGAGAAGAAGUUGCUGUCAAGCUGGAAUCAGUUGAAACAAAGCACCCUCAGCUUCAUUAUGAAUCAAAGCUGUAUAUGCUUCUACAAGGAGGAACGGGAAUUCCCCACCUCAAAUGGUUUGGAGUUGAAGGUGAAUACAGUGCCAUGGUUAUUGAUCUUCUUGGGCCAAGCUUGGAGGAUUUGUUUAACUAUUGCAAUAGGAGGUUCACAUUGAAAACAGUCCUAAUGCUGGCAGAUCAGUUGAUUAAUAGGGUCGAAUAUAUGCAUUCAAGAGGAUUUCUUCACCGUGAUAUUAAGCCUGAUAACUUCUUAAUGGGUUUAGGGCGUAAAGCUAAUCAGGUAUAUGCCAUCGACUAUGGUCUUGCCAAGAAGUAUAGAGAUCUUCAAACACAUAAGCACAUACCCUACAGGGAAAACAAAAACCUCACAGGCACUGCUCGUUAUGCAAGUGUUAACACCCAUCUUGGAGUUGAACAAAGCAGAAGAGAUGAUCUAGAGUCUCUUGGCUACGUGCUUAUGUAUUUUCUGAGGGGAAGUCUUCCAUGGCAAGGUCUGAGAGCUGGCACCAAAAAGCAGAAAUAUGACAAGAUCAGCGAGAAGAAGAUGAUUACAUCUAUAGAGGUACUUUGCAAAUCCUAUCAAUCAGAAUUCACAUCAUAUUUUCAUUACUGCCGAUCUUUGCGGUUUGAUGACAAGCCAGAUUACUCGUACCUGAAGAGGCUUUUCCGUGACCUUUUCAUAAGAGAAGGUUAUCAAUUUGACUAUGUGUUUGACUGGACGACAUUGAAGUAUCCACAAAUUAGCUCCACUUCAAGAGGACGGCAACCAAUUGGGAGAUUACCUUUGAACCCAGGACCAUCUGUUGAAAGAGUGGAGAAGCCCCCAGUGGGGCAGGAAAUUAAAGAUAAGUUUUCUGGUGCUACGGAGUCAUUUGCUAGAAAGAAUGUGUCUGGAAGUGGUUUUCCGGGGGACCGUUUGAGACAUAGAUCUUCAGAGCAUCUAUCAUCCUCCAGAGAUGUGUGUCUAACAGCUAAUUGGGUCUUCCAUCAGCAAGCUGAUUCUGAAAGAGGUCGUGUGUCUCGCACUGACAGCACAUCGAGGAGGGCUGUGAUGUCAAGCAGCCGACCAAGCUCCUCUGUUGAACGCAGUGAGAAUCGUGCUGGUCGGUUGGGUUCAAGUAGCGGCCGACUGUCCACUUCACAAAAAACACAACCUGGAUUUGAAGCCAAAUCAUCAUCUGUUACUCGUGCUACUGUUGCAAAAGAGGGCAGGGACCAUGCCCUGAGGAGCUUUGAGCUGCUGACUAUUGGCACAGGGAGAAGGAAAUAAGACUGAUCUUUUAAAACUCUGCCCCAUCAAGGUAGCUAACUUCCAAAAAUGGCAUUUUAAGCAUUCUUAUUAUCGGCAUUUGUCCCCAGCUAAUGUGAAAUUCCCAUAACUGGUUUCACCUAAUAUAGGAGCGUCAAAUUAGCGCUCUUUCAUUAAAUUCUUCGCAGUGACCUUGUGCCUAGCCAAACGGCCAGAGAAGGUUUUUUUGCUUGUUUAUUUGAGACCUGUCUUAAUCACCAUUGAAGACAAUAUCUCCCAUGUCUUGUAUACAUUGCUCCUUGCAGCUAGUUCGUGGUUGUGCAGAUAGUUCCAUUUUUCAGGGAGCUGUGAGUGUACUCACCAUUCACUCCUCAGCGGUGUAGCUUAAAUCUGUGACCUGAAAACUUGUUCCUGUUCCGUUGCAACUACAAACCGUAUUGCUUACUUCUCCCUUUCAGGGAGUGAAACAACUCUGAUCCAUCUCUGGCCUAGUAUAUAUUGUCACAAAAAUCUUGUUAAAAAUGUAUUUUGGUGAUGGGUCUCCGUUUUAACUUUCAAGUUCGAUUAAUGCUGUUCGAGAAAAAAUUGGCAGUACACUUAACUCUAGCACUGUGAUUAUUUUCCAUCAAUUUGGGUAUUGUGAUGUGUUCAACAUUUAGCUUUCAGAGUUGAUUCAGAAAUUAACUUUAUCCAUAUUGAUUUUUAUAAGAAAAGGUUUGUCCAGUUCACGUAA